AUGACUGAAAAAGAUCAAUUAAAUUUUGCAUUAACAUGCAAAUGGAUUUAUGGAGUUUUCAGAAUUUAUCAUGUUGGUUACAAUUCACCUAGGUGGAUUCCUAUCAAUUUUAUUUCAACCGAUGGUGACUUAGGUGCUGCUUCGUCAUCACUGUUAGCUGCGGACGGUGAUCGGUUAGAUCCAAAUGUACCCCCCGCGGAAAAUUAUCGCGAUGGUGUAUUAGUGGAUGGCAAAUUAUAUCUAACAAUUCUUGAAGAAGAAUCACCAAUUUGUUGGAUCUUGGACUUUGACGAAGGAAAUCCUUUAUGCUGGACACGAGAAAAGGUUACAUUUGUCGAAUCCAUCUCAUUAUUUGAAGAUUCUAAUAAUGAAGUAUUGAAACCUUCGGAAGAUUAUGUUGAAGACAAUAUUAAUGUUAGCAUUCCUAAACAGUUAAAAAGCAAAUAUCAACCGUUACGAUCAACGAUCGCUACAGCAAUCUCGCCAAUUAUUUAUUUAUUUGGUGGAGAAUGUUUAAAUACCGGAGAACCCAGUGGGACAUUAUAUGAAUUAAACACGAAAGACAUGAUCCUUAGUGAAGUUAUGGGUCAAGGUGGUGAUUUACCUCCCGCGCGUAAAAUGCAUUCUUUGAAUGUUAUAAACGAUAGUUGUUUGGUGUUAUUUGGUGGAAGAUGUAAUAUGAAUGAUGUUGAUAAUCCAAGAGAGUAUGACACUAGAGAUUUUUAUAUUUACGAUAUACCAACAAAAACUUGGACGAGUUAUCGGGACUCAAAUGUUCAUGUUCCAUAUCCUAGAUCCUAUCACUCUACCACUGUUAUAAAUUCUUCUUUAUACAUUUACGGAGGGCAACAAAUAACAUCAUCUUCAACACCUCAUUCUCAAAUCCAUGACGAUGAAGAUUUAUGGUGCUUCACAUUUAGUAAUAAUCCUGUCGAAAUUGCGGAAGAUUCAGCGGAAGAAGGACAAAAAACACCUCAAAGCAGUUCAAGUAGUCGUAGCGGUGCGAGUCGUAUUUCAUCAUCAUUUCAACAAGAAAGGUGGCAAAAAUUAUUUUCUCCAAGAAAUUUUACUUCAACCGCAUUUUCAAGUGGAAUUAGAGGAGUAUGGCAUGCUACUACUGGAAAGUGUGUAGGUAGAAGGCGCGGCGCGGCAAUGUUUAGUGUUGGAAAUCGAGUUGCAGUUCUAGGAGGUUAUGAAAGAGAUAAUUGGAAAUGUUGCGUUAAUGAAAUCACACAACUUUCAGAUCGAAUUGAUGGCGAAUACUUUGAGCGUACUCCAAACGAAGAUGAAAAAAGUAAAAGUAAUAACGAGCAACAAGAGUCUGGUACUACCUUUAAUUUCAUAAAUAAACAAAAAAAACAUAGAGGAGUGGUCAAGGAAGAGAUAAAAGAACGAAAACAUUCAAAACAAGAAAAACCUUGGGAAUUAUGCAAAUUAUAUUUACCUGAUAAAAAAAGAUGGGAUCAGGUUCAAAUCGUUGAUUUGCCUGAAAUGGAGUGUGUCGCUAUUACCAAGGAUCAUACUAAUAGACCGUUCGAUGUUUUCGUUAUGGGCCGAAGAAGAGGAGAUACCGAAGAACAAGGAAUGAUUAUGGGAUGGAUUAGAGAACUUUCCAGUAUUUAA
Molecule: messenger RNA, 1623 nt
Organism: Funneliformis geosporum
Lineage: Eukaryota; Fungi; Glomeromycota; Glomeromycetes; Glomerales; Glomeraceae
Source: the annotation of a GenBank genome assembly